This is a messenger RNA of Drosophila sulfurigaster albostrigata, 5273 nucleotides long. It is a transcript of the gene pbl, whose product is annotated as protein ECT2. Gene Ontology annotation, cellular component: nucleus; cell cortex. Gene Ontology annotation, molecular function: guanyl-nucleotide exchange factor activity; GTPase activator activity. The coding region runs from base 568 to 4557 and encodes 1329 amino acids. NCBI's taxonomy places the organism in Eukaryota, Metazoa, Arthropoda, Insecta, Diptera, Drosophilidae. The transcript is spliced from 12 exons. The record is from RefSeq and is a predicted model, not a curated record. Gene Ontology annotation, biological process: activation of GTPase activity; regulation of cytokinesis, actomyosin contractile ring assembly; nervous system development.
CAUUUAUGUAAAAUAAAGCGAGACGAACAGCCGUGCGACCGGACGUGUUUGGCCGUUGAUUUUGAUUUUUUUAAUUCCGACGCGCUGCUGCGCCAGCAACUUAAACUCACGUACUAGGCGCGGUGUAAUUAAUUUGUAAAAUAAUUUUACAAUAGACAUUGGUGCAAUUAAUCGUGUGCAUUCGAAAGUAAUUCGUAGUCGAGUACUGAGAAUUGAAGAAAAGUGCUAAAAUAAAAGCGACGCCGACUUGCAUUCAAUGGAGUUCGUCGAUUAAUGUGUCUGUGUUUGUGACUGGCUUGUAUUUGUUGAGUGUGUGUGUAAACGCUGAGCAAUUUUGCGCGCCGCUUUUUAAUUGACCAAACGCAUUUGUUCAAUUUAAUUGUUUGAAAAACAACGAUGGAUCUGUCGCAGAAAUGAGUAAAACAUAGUAAACAAACCACUAUUGAAACUAAAACAAAGAAACGUUUAGCAGAACAGUUGCAAAAAGGCCUAUUACAGUGACUGUGUGCGUUUAAGUGCGUGUGUGUGUGUGGCGUCUUCUGCCAAAUUUAAUGCAAUUCAAACGAAAUGGAAACCAUAGAGGAACAAUCAAAAACAGAGAUGUCCAUCAUGUCGAAGCUGCCCACACGCAUCUGUCUGGUGGGCGAGGCUGGUCGAGAUGCUGGCACGGUGCAGGCGGCCGAGAGUUUCGGCAUGCCCGUCAUCCAAUCGCAAACUGGUCUGGACAUCAUCAACGACACGGAAUGGCGCACCUUCUAUGUGCUGCAGGAUUUCGAGGAUGAGAUCUUUGAUGCCAUACACAAGCAAAAGGAAUGCAUUUUGGGUCCACCCGCUUUGAAGUAUGCCGCCGAGAUGAAGCAAACUCUGGGCCAGAACACGAGGCCCAUUUACAACUAUGCAAUGCGCGGCGUCGUCACUUGCUUCACCGGCAUACGCAAAAAGGAUGAGCUGACAAAGCUGGUGAAUCUCAUUCACUCCAUGGGCGGCUGCAUCAAGAAGGAUCUGAACACAAAGACCACGCAUCUGAUAUGCAAUCACAGUGGCGGCGAAAAGUAUCAAUACGCCAAGACCUUUCGGUUGACUGUGGUGCGUCCGGCUUGGGUUUAUGCCGCUUGGUCAGCACGCGAUUCGCAGGAGUUUGAGGCGACGCAAGACAGUUUCACGAAGACGCAUCGUCUAAGGGCAUUCGAGGGACAGAAGAUCUGCUUCUUUGGCUUUCCCGCCGAGGAGCAUCAGCACAUGGUCGAUGUGCUGCUGGAGAAUGGCGGCGUCUGUGCUGAACUGGAUGAUCCCGAGUGCUCGCAUGUCGUGAUGCCCAAUACGGGCGCAGUCUUUACAAGCUCUAGCACUAGCACUACUACUAGCACUGACACUACUACUACUAACCACAGCACUAACCCCAAGCCCCCCCAUCCCAUAAGCAACACCAGCUGUAGCAGCAACAGCAGCAGCAGCAACAACAGUCCAAAACACACACCACCCAACACCACAACUCAAUACAACGACGCGGACAUUGCUGAUCUCUCAGCUGCCGAGCAAAAGGAGUUCCAGAUGCAAACAUCACCAACCACAGAUAAGGAGAAUCUAGAAGCGGAGGAUCUCGAUGAUAUACACUUUGAUGAUCGCCUCUUUGUGGAGGCAGCCGACAUGCAACAACCAGAGGAGGAACUGCCGCUGCCCGACUCCGCUGACGAGGAAGAUGUGCAGGCAAGCACACCCAAGAAGAGCAAUCACAUGCAGCAUCAGCAUAAGCUGCAACAACCAAGCAUCACGAUCACAGCUGGCACGCCCACCAGUUGCAAUGGCAGUCCAUCUACCGAUGGCUUUCAACCAACCACUGAGAGUCUUUCGCCCAUACUCAAAGCACCCGCCAAGCUGCUCGCCAUCGAGACAAUCAAUGAAUGCGACAUGGAGACGGAUGAUUUGCUGGCCACCGAGAAUGAUUUGAAGCGUAAACGCGACAGCUUCGACAGCGUCUCGCUGAUGUCUGUCGAUUCGUUUGCUUUGCCCGCCAGCACCAAGAAACCGAAACUAAUACGCACCGGCUCCAUAACGCGCACCCUGAAGCGUUCCAUGAGUUUUGUGGCCGAUCGCACGCCCAUCAUCAAGACGCUGCGCACGCGUCGCAGUUCGAUUGCUGGUGCGGAUACUUCCAUACUAGGGAGUGAGACUCUUGACGCUGCCGAUGAUUCAGUUUGUUCGCUAGCCAGCAGCAUCAGCACAACGCUGAAUGAAUCCAUACGCAAACCAGUCAAAGAGAAGCUGCGCAGCAUUUGCGGUCGCAUUACACGUAGCAGCAGUCGACGUGUCGAACGUGAAGGAACGCCAGAGUUGGGACUGUUGGACAGCGGUUUCAAGACGCCCAAGGCGCCACUGCAACGUUUUGGCGCCAGCGGAAGUGCAUCAGCAUCAACGAAGAAAACAGCGAAACGUCUGUUUGGUCCGCCGGUGGGUGCAACUGCUGCUGCUGUUGCUGCUGGAGGUGGUGUUGGUGCUGCUGCAUUCACAACAACUAACAAUCCCAAUGUCAUUUGCAAUUCCACCACAUCCAAUGACACUUCAUCCACAAUUGCCUGCUGUGCUGCUGUCACGGCCAUGGUGCCACUACAAAUCACCUCAUCAUCAUCAACAUCAACGUCGCCGUCUCCAUCAUCGUUGAUACCAGCUGUGGAAGUAAUUGAUGUCGAUGGUGUCAAGCAGACACCCGCUGCAGAUGCAGAUGGAGAUGAGCCAAUGGUUGUCGAUCAUGACAAUGCUGCCUCGAAGCCGAAGCCGGAGCCAAAGAAUCACAAUACGCACAUUCUGAAAUCGGAUUGGUUCUGGUACACGAUCCAAAAUGGAUACGCCAACGAGAUGGACUUUCUAUUCGGCGAUUAUCUGGACAGCAUUACGAAUACGCCCAGCACCGAUCGUCGCGAUUCGCUGCCCAUUAGCUUCAACAAGCGGAAACGGAAGCGUUUCUCACAGCGCAUUCAAUUGGAGGGCACACCUUUGGGCUCGGGCAAGCGACGCUCUUCGGUGUCCGAUGCUGGUCUGUUGUCCGUUUCGAAUAGCUUUUUUGAUUGCACCACCAGUCCUGAUAAGCUGGAGAAUGAUAAACUGUUGCACGCUGAGCCUGAAGCAAGUGAAGCGACACCCACAAAGAAAUCUAUGCGCUUCAAUCAUUUUAUGGACUUUUUCACCACAGAGUCGAAUUAUGUGGGCAUUCUAGAUACCAUAUUAAACCUCUUUAAAAACAAAUUGGAAGAACUCGCGGAGACGAAUGAUCCACUGCUGAAUAAAUCAGAGAUCAAAUCCAUCUUUGGCAACUUUCUGCCCAUACACGAGGUGCAUCAGAGCAUGCUGGAGCAUUUGCGUAAACUGCACGCCAAUUGGCGAGAGGAUUGCCUGAUUGGCGAUAUUAUCAUCCAGCAUCGCGAUGAACUUAUCAAAGCCUAUCCACCCUAUGUGAACUUCUAUGAGCAGAUGAAGGAACAGCUGCUUUACUGUGAUCGGGAAUACCCGCGUUUCCACGCCUUCCUCAAGAUCAAUCAAACUAAGCCCGAAUGCGGACGACAGAGUCUCCAGGAUCUAAUGAUACGACCCGUGCAGCGCUUGCCUAGCAUCAGUCUGCUGCUCAAAGAUAUACUGAAGCACACGGGCAACGCAAAUGUGGAUCAUGCAAGCCUCGAGGAGGCGCUGAAGGCCAUCAAGCAGGUGACGCUGCACAUCAAUGAGGACAAACGACGCACAGAGUCACGCAUGGCCAUCUUCGAUAUAUUCAACGAUAUCGAUGGUUGUCCUGCGCAUUUGGUCAGCUCGAAUCGCAGCUUCAUCUCCAAGUGUGAGGUCAACGAGCUGUCCGAUUCACUCAGCGGUCGCGGCGAUAGUUUGCUGCUCUAUUUGUUCUCCGAUUCCAUUGAGCUGUGUAAGAAGCGUUCGCGUGGCUUCAACACAGCCAAAUCGCCGAGCACGGCCAAGACGCAUAAGCACAUUAAGCUGAUAUCCUUGAAUACGAUACGCUUUGUCAUUGACAUCACUGACAGUCCGCGUGCAUUUGGACUGCUGCAGCGUGGCGAGAAGGAGAAGCUAUACACCUUUAGCAUUAUCGAUGAGGAGACGGAUAAGCUGGUCUAUCUCAAAAAGCUUUGCAUGCAGAUUGCAGCGCACACCUGUCGCACAGAUGCGGACAAAAUGCUGCUGAGUCGCACCUCACUGGAACUGGAAGUGGACAUCAGCGAUGUGAAUGUCAGCACAUUGAGCAAAGCAUUUAAAUUGGCAGCCAAAACGCGCCUGAAGGUGGGACGCGCCUUUUCCUUUAACAAAACACCCAAUAAGCUGAAGCGUGCCGUAUCCACGAUGAUGACAUCGCCCUUUGGCAGCACCAACUCCUUGACGCCCGCCUCGCAGCUGGCACAGAUGCGUCUUGCCAGCUGCACCAACAUUAACGAAGUUGCAGAUGAGGAUUGCUCUAGCAUGCGCAGCAAUUCACCAUCCGCGCAGUCUGAGAUGCUGGUUGUGCCACCUCUCUCUGUGCAGCCCACACGCAAAAACAAGGCCGUCGUGGGUCGAAUUUAGCCAUGAAUGCUGUUGAGCUGAGAUGCUCUCAAAAAGUGUAUUCCAUUUGAACUCUCUUUUGUUUUGUGUAAGCACAACAAAAAAAACUCGCUUGAAAUGUGUUUCAAAUUUGUGCUCAACGUAGGCUAAGCAUUAACAUUUAAUUUUAACUGUAACUAUUAUUUCAAAAUUGUAAUCUCACAUUCACGCGUCCAAUCUCCCCUAGUUUAUAAGCUACAAAUUCGUAAGUUUCGUUUUGAUCGUCAGAGCUUUCGUAUUUCGCAAAUGUUGAAGCGUUUGCAUUCGAAUUUGGCGAUCUCGAAUUGAUUUCUGUUCUCCCCAAAGUAAAGUCAAGUCUAUUAUUAAUUUGUAAAUAGUUCUCUAUUAUACGCUACAACUAAAAACUACUUUUUAUCGAUAUGUUCAAUGUAUAACCGCAUAAUGUAACUAAUUGUAUUAGUGACUUGAAAUCUCAUUCACGCACUGAAAACGUUUUUAAUCGGUCAUUCUCGAUCGAUUCGAAUCGGUUCGGUUCGAUUUCAUGUCCUUCGUCGGCUUGUCGCCACUUUUGCACAAAAGCUGUGAAUGUUUACUGAGUAAAUUUUUUAAAAAUUAUGUAACAGUUAAUGUUAUACUCAAUUAAUAUUGUUUUGAGGACGGCGUACAGCUAAGCAGUUUAAUCCUAACUGAGUAUGAUAAUCUUAAAUAUAUGAACUAUGACAUAAAUCUAUCAAGAA